Messenger RNA from Physcomitrium patens, 1345 nucleotides. Its product is annotated as adenosylhomocysteinase. Lineage: Eukaryota; Viridiplantae; Streptophyta; Bryopsida; Funariales; Funariaceae. Gene Ontology annotation, biological process: L-methionine cycle. The record is from RefSeq and is a predicted model, not a curated record. Gene Ontology annotation, molecular function: adenosylhomocysteinase activity. Gene Ontology annotation, cellular component: cytosol.
CGAGUGAGCGUGGGAGUCAGGUGCCACCAACAGUGUGAACGCAUAUGUGGGACUUUAUAAGAAGUCCUCGAGGACCACCAUUUGCUCCGUGCCCUCCUCUGUCUCUUGCUCCCUUUCGUUCUACCCAUUUCUGCACGGUUGGGUUGCGGCAUCCGCAGCAGCAGUUUCGUUGCCCUCUCUUCGGGUUGCGUUGAGGAAGGAGGUUGUGCUGUUGGUGCCUCGCCCAUUUGCAGAUAUGGAGCUGUCCGUGGAGAAGACCGCCUCCGGGCGCGAGUACAAGGUGCGGGACAUGUCCCAGGCCGACUUCGGGCGUCUGGAGCUGGAUCUUGCGGAGGUUGAGAUGCCCGGGCUCAUGUCGUGUCGCACGGAGUUCGGAGCCGCGCAGCCAUUCAAGGGCGCCAAGAUCACGGGGUCCCUGCACAUGACCAUCCAGACUGCGGUGCUCAUCGAGACAUUGACGGCUCUGGGCGCGGAGGUGAGAUGGUGCUCUUGCAACAUCUUUUCUACCCAGGACCACGCUGCCGCCGCUAUCGCACGCGACAGCGCGGCGGUGUUCGCAUGGAAGGGGGAGACACUGCAGGAGUAUUGGUGGUGCACGGAGAGGGCUUUGGACUGGGGUCCGGACGGAGGCCCAGAUCUGAUCGUGGAUGACGGCGGUGACGCGACAUUGUUGAUUCACGAGGGUGUGAAGGCCGAGGAUGUGUACGCGAAGGAUGGCACGCUGCCCGACCCCGAGUCGACGACGAACGCCGAGUUCAAGAUCGUGUUGACAAUCUUGAGGGACGGCAUGAAGGAGAACCCCAACAAGUACCACAAGAUGGCGGAAAGGUUGGUGGGUGUGUCGGAGGAGACGACGACGGGAGUGAAGCGGCUGUACCAGAUGAUGGACAACGGAAGCCUGUUGUUCCCUGCCAUCAAUGUGAACGACUCUGUGACGAAGAGCAAGUUCGACAAUCUGUACGGUUGCCGGCACUCGCUGCCCGACGGGCUGAUGAGGGCGACGGAUGUGAUGAUCGCCGGGAAGGUUGCUGUGAUCUUCGGUUACGGUGAUGUCGGGAAGGGAUGCGCGAGCGCCAUGAAGGCCGCGGGAGCGCGUGUGAUCGUGACGGAGAUCGAUCCCAUCUGCGCUCUGCAGGCCCUCAUGGAGGGGUACCAGGUGCUGAGGUUGGAGGACUGCGUGGAGUACGCCGACAUCUUCUGCACGACGACGGGUAACAAGGACAUCAUCAUGGUGAGCGACAUGAGGAAGAUGAAGAACAACGCCAUCGUGUGCAACAUUGGGCACUUCGACAACGAGAUCGACAUGGAGGGGCUGGAGACGUAUCCCGGGAAUAGAGCUCUUUGA